Molecule: messenger RNA, 2112 nt
Organism: Penicillium atrosanguineum
Lineage: Eukaryota; Fungi; Ascomycota; Eurotiomycetes; Eurotiales; Aspergillaceae
Product: putative C6 transcription factor
Exons: 7
Coding region: 1-2112 (703 amino acids)
Biological process (GO): positive regulation of transcription from RNA polymerase II promoter by galactose; DNA-templated transcription
Cellular component (GO): nucleus
Molecular function (GO): zinc ion binding; DNA-binding transcription factor activity, RNA polymerase II-specific; RNA polymerase II cis-regulatory region sequence-specific DNA binding
Source: RefSeq, a predicted model, not a curated record
AUGGCCCCAUCAGACUCACCGGAUAACGAGAUUGCACAGCCAACAUCCAAGCGGCGCCGCGUUGCCGUAGCCUGCGAUGCAUGUCGCACGCGCAAGUCCCGCUGCGACGGCUCCCGUCCUCGAUGUUCGCUUUGCAUCGAUCUGGGAUUUGAGUGUAUCUAUACACCGCCGUUGACGGCGAAUAAUGUAAUUGUGCAGAAAGAUUACUUGCAUGGGCUUGAGGAGCGAGUUAAGAAGCUUGAGGAGUCGUUCGUGGCUGUUCGAGGAGAUGUUGAUGGGUUGGCUGCGAGGGAGAAGGGAGCUGAGGUUGGUGGGAGGGACGAAGAAGGGAGGGUAUCAGUGCCUGAUUUGGUUGGGACAGAGGAUGAGGUUGAUGCGAUGGGGGCUGUUACGUUUGCUGAUGAGGAGGAUUCGGGGUUCUUCGGUCCCUCGUCUAAUAUUGCUUUCCUGAGACACCUGUCGCGCGCUGUUGUACAGCAAGGAUAUUUUUUAUCGCCUGGUGCUGCGGAAGGUGGUAUUGUGAGUGCGUCGCGGCUGCCCUCUCCAUCGCGGAAAGCUGGUCUGGAGAAGCAGCCGCAGGUCAACAUGUUUGCUUUACCUCCUCAGUCUGAGACUUUGGAUCUGAUCCAGAGAUACUUUUCAAACACGGGUUUAUUGUUUCCCUACAUCUACCCACCAGUGUUCUUGGAAACGUACCAUCAGAUGGCACGAGAAAACUUAAAGAAAGUCCGAAGAACAUGGCUUGGCCUGUUGAAUAUGGUCCUGGCUAUGUCUGCCAUUACAGCGGUUCCUGGUGGAGCCAAAGCAGAUACACGAAUUGCGGAAUCAGACGUUUUCUAUCAGCGGGGACUCGGCUUAUGUGGGAGUGAGAUUCUCAGAGGCACAACUCUGGAAGUUGUUCAAUUUCUACUCCUAAUGGGGCAAUACCUCCAAGGCACACAAAAGUCCGUUCAAGCAUGGACGGUUCAUGGGCUUGCGGUAAAGGCUGCCCUCCAGCUUGGACUACAAUCCAAGACUGCCUCCAAAUCAUUCUCGCCCCUCGAACAGGAGACACGAAAGCGCACCUGGUAUGGAUGUGUAGUAUUAGACCGAACCCUGAGCAUGACCUUUGGGAGACCGGCUGCCAUUCCUGACAACUACGUAAAACUUGAGCUACCUUUAAAGCGUGACUUCGAAAGGUCGUCGGCAUUCGUAGAUGAUGAAACCUCAUCACUAAGCGUCGGGUUUUUCAAUGCGACCGUAACACUAUACAAGCAACUAUGGAACGUCCUCGAUCUACUAUAUGGCCAAAACAUUGGCUGUGAUUCCCCACUGCCAGUUAGCGAGACCAUGUCUCACAUAUUUAGCAUGGAACAGCACCUGUUCUCUUGGGAACGAUCACUACCUCAACCCCUUCAGCUGGUCUCCACAGCAAGCCUCGACGACAUGCCUCAGCAGCAGCUACCAUCCGAAUCCGAAUACUUCUCCUGGAAGUUUCGUGUUGUAUUGACCCUGCGCUAUCUUAACCUCCGCGUCUUACUUCACCGACCAGUUCUAGUGAAAUUCAUCUCCGCUAGCAGGUCUCCUGAUCGGAAUUCCCAGGAUCUGAAACUUCUCCAGCAGAUUGGAAUGAAUAGCAUGCAGAUCUGCACCGACUCGGCAAUGGAGAUUAUCGAUAUUGUUCACAGAGUUGUCUCUGAGCCCGGAUGGAAGCAGGGCUUGCUUGGGGCUUGGUGGUUCUCCUUGUACUACACAUUCAACGCAGCUUUGGUCAUCAUUGGCGCCGUCUGUAUCUACCGCGACACAAGCCUCAGCACCUCUCCAAUGACUGCCCAGGCCAAGAAAGCCGGCCAGUAUCCCAGUCGCGCAGUGACAUCGCUCUCGAAACUUGAUGAUGGGAAUCGUCUGAUUGACAGAUGUCGAUAUUAUCUGGAACAAUUUAAUAAGAUUCUAGUCGAUCCAGAAACCGACGACCCAAGACCUAUUUUUGCUCCUAUGCUGGAGCCUGGCUCAUUGCCAGCUGGUGAUUUCGAUCUCUCACCAUUCGGCAUGGAGCUCGGAGAAUUCAUGAUGGAUGAUGAUCUUGUUGCGAUGAUAGACAGACAGGCGCUGUUACCUACUUAUCCAGCUUGA